CCCACGUGUAGACUUGCGCGGGUAAUAAGGCGGUAGGCCAGUACAAGAGGGAGGAACAGCUGAACCCAGUUGUGUCUCUGACUCUCGUCUAUAGCCAUGGCCAUGGUAAGUCUUGAGGAUAAGAUGGACGGGUACGAGAGACUGGAGAAGAUAGGAGAGGGAACGUAUGGGGUUGUGUAUAAAGCUCGCCAGGCUACUCAUGGUAAUAGAGUUGUGGCAUUAAAGAAAAUACGUUUAGAUGCAGAAUGUGAAGGUGUGCCAUCUACAGCUAUCAGAGAGAUAUCCAUAUUGAAAGAGUUGGAUCAUGUGAACAUUGUGAGCUUACUGGAUGUACUCUAUUGUGACCGUAAGCUCUUUAUGGUGUUCGAGUUUUUGGACUAUGACCUUAAGAAGUACAUGGACAGACAUGCUCCAACUGGUAUACCAACAGCAAGAGCUAAGGAUUAUUUGUAUCAGUUACUGGAAGGUGUGGCAUACUGUCAUGCUCAUCGUGUAUUACACAGAGACUUAAAGCCACAGAACCUGUUGAUCAGUAGUGAUGGUCGUAUUAAACUGGCAGAUUUUGGAUUAGCUCGUGCCUUUGGUGUACCAGUGAGGACAUACACUCAUGAAGUAGUUACACUUUGGUAUAGAUCUCCUGAGUUGUUGUUAGGGUCACAGUAUUACUCUACACCGGUUGAUAUUUGGUCUAUUGGAUGUAUUUUUGCUGAAAUGGUAACCAAGCGUCCACUUUUUCCUGGUGACUCUGAGAUUGAUCAACUGUUCAGGAUAUUCAGAACUCUAGGAACUCCUGAUGAGUCUGUAUGGCCAGGAAUAUCAUCAUUUCCUGAUUAUAAGAGCUCUUUCCCAAAAUGGCCUCGCCAAAAUCUGCAAAGGAUAGUAAAAUCAUUAGAUACUUUAGGUAUCAAUCUGUUAGAACAAAUGCUCUGUUAUGAACCAUGUAAACGGAUCACAGCCAUCAACGGUAUGCGUCAUCCAUUUUUCUCUGAAUAAAGUUUGUUAAAAUACUAAUAACCUUUUAAAUCAUAUUGCUAGCAUUUAUCAUUUUAUUGUAAAGUUGGUGAUGUACAUACUACAUACAUUAUUAGUCUUUAAAAUUUUUCAAGUAUUAAUAAAAA
Amphimedon queenslandica is the source of this 1118-nucleotide messenger RNA. RefSeq names its product cyclin-dependent kinase 2-like. Bases 97 to 993 code for a protein of 298 amino acids. Gene Ontology annotation, cellular component: cytoplasm; nucleus; cyclin-dependent protein kinase holoenzyme complex. The record is from RefSeq and is a predicted model, not a curated record. Gene Ontology annotation, molecular function: ATP binding; cyclin binding; cyclin-dependent protein serine/threonine kinase activity. NCBI's taxonomy places the organism in Eukaryota, Metazoa, Porifera, Demospongiae, Haplosclerida, Niphatidae. Gene Ontology annotation, biological process: signal transduction; regulation of gene expression; G1/S transition of mitotic cell cycle. The transcript is spliced from 8 exons.